Molecule: messenger RNA, 1362 nt
Organism: Acanthosepion pharaonis
Lineage: Eukaryota; Metazoa; Mollusca; Cephalopoda; Sepiida; Sepiidae
Source: the annotation of a GenBank genome assembly
UUGUACAUACAUCUCAUCUAUCUAUCUAUCUAUCUAUCUAUCUAUCUAUCUAUCUAUCUAUCUAUCUAUCUAUCUAUCUAUCUCUGUUCAUAUCUAUCUAUCUAUCUAUCUAUCUAUCUAUCUAUCUAUCUAUCUAUCUAUCAGUCAAUUCAUAUGUAUCUAUCUCAAGUCCCUUCAUCUAACUCCCUCCCCCCUUUCAAAACCACAAAAUUCUUUUCUUUUAAAUCUUUUUCUUUUAACACGUUUGUUGUUGUCCAUCCAUUAAAAGCAUGUUCAACUUCCUCUCUGUCAAGCCUUUCCCCUUGUGAACAAUCGGACAUCUUGUUUUGUUUUUGUUUUUUUGUCUUUUUUCUUAUUCUACUCAAUCUAUUCAUAUCUAUCUAUCUAUCUAUCUAUCUAUCUAUCUAUCUAUCUAUCUAUCUAUCUAUCUAUCUAUCUCAAUCUAUUCAUAUCUAUUCAUAUCUAUCUACCUCGAUCUUAGUCUUCUAUAAUAUUCUUCAUAUAAAAUAUAUAUCUAUAGUUUUCUCAUUUUUCUCAUUAUUCUUCUUUUUUCCACGAUUUUUUUUUCUUCCGAGAGAGGGAGCGUGGAAGAUAUUUAGAAUUUCUUGCUUCUUUUUAUUCUCCAGAAGACACACUGACAUCUUAUUUAACAUCUAUCUAUCUAUCUAUCUAUCUAUCUAUCUAUCUAUCUAUCUAUCUAACGCAGUAUAUUCAUUUUUCUUUCUUUUUUUCUUUCUUUCUAUCGCAGUCGCAGUAUCUUUCUUUCUUACUUUAUAUCUAUUUACCAUAGUAUAUACAUUUUUUCUUUUUGCUAUCUAUCUAUCUAUCUAUCUAUCUAUCUAUCUAUCGCAGUAUAUUCAUUUUUCUUUCCUUUUUCUUUCUUUCUAUCGCAGUCGCAGUAUCUUUCUUUCUUACUUUAUAUCUAUUUACCAUAGUAUAUACAUUUUUAUAUACAUUUUUUCUUUCUAUCUAUCUAUCUAUCUAUCUUUUUAUCUAUCUAUCUAUCUAUCUAUCUAUCUAUCAUCUAUAUUCAUUUUUCUUUCCUUUUUUUCUUUUUUCUUUCUUUCUAUCGCAGUCGCAGUAUCUUUCUUUCUUACUUUAUAUCUAUUUACCAUAGUAUAUACAUUUUUUCUUUUUGCUAUCUAUCUAUCUAUCUAUCUAUCUAUCUAUCUAACGCAGUAUAUACAUUUUUCUUUCCUUUUUCUUUCUUUCUAUCGCAGUCGCAGUAUCUUUCUUUCUUACUUUAUAUCUAUCUACCAUACUAUAUUCAUUUUUUAUUUUUGCUAUCUAUCUAUCUAUCUAUCUAUCUAUCUAUCUAUCUAUCUAUCUAUCUAUCUAUCUAUCUAUCAGAGCUUCAAAUGA